AUGGGCAGCAAUCAAGAGCUGGAUAGACUAAACUUUCAGACGAUCAAGACGAAGGGCUUAUUUAGCAAAUUUCCUGAGAGCCUUCUGCUGCGCAGGGAGCAGAUCCGCGGAGAGCCUGGCCCGCACACGAGGAGCCGUCAAGGCUGGAAGGAAAUCCAGGCCCUCCUGGCGGGCCCAAACCUGCCGCUGUUGCCUGCGCUUUCCGACACCUUCCCCGCGGCAGGGGAGCGGUUAUGGGCCUUCCGCCUGUGCGGGCACCUGCAGCGGGAGGUUCACCGGCUGUCUCUGGAGUGCCGCACCGAGAGGCUGAUCCUGGACGCCCCGAGGAGCGCUGCGUGUGCAGCUACGGAGAGCGACCUGCGGAAGGUGCACGCCGUUCUGAGCCGCUUUGUAAAACCAGGCUUCCUGCAACUCCGUGUUCACCGGCUGCUCAACGAUAAGAUUUGGGCCAUGCCCAGGCAGAGGAGUUGGGUGGAAAUCAGUGACUAUUUUACACCCAGGGAGAUCAUCACCCGGGACAUAAGCCAGGUGUUCUGCACUGAGCUCUUUCUGGACUGCAUCACUGCUUUAGCAAAGCACUACCAGAAAUGUGUUUCUAAGGGUCUUCCUGAUGCUGUGAUAUGUUCCACUGCCCAUCCUAAUCACCAGGUUACUCAAACUGCUCUUCACAGCUUGCCUGCCUUGAGUUCGCCUAUAGCCCCCCUUAAUACUGAGGAGUGCAUCAAGCAAUCUUUGAGUGACAUUUGCACAGAGCUUGCUGCCAGGCUGUGCCUGGAUGAGCUUGCAGUGGUUCAGAACUCUGUACAGCUGGUAGGCACCAACGAGGACACUACCAACAGGCAGGUCCUUGAAGAUGCACACAAAGUGGACCAGAAGGGCCUGAACAACUGCACUUGCCAUUUUAACCAGACGCUGCAGCUGCCCUGCUGGCACAUCCUGGCUGUGCUGCAUUUGGACAGAAAGACCUUACAGGCAGAGAUGCUAAGCAAGCAGUGGCAGAAAGGACGAGAUGCCUGUUGGGCAGGGAGAGGUGGCACUGAUGGCCUCUUGGAGGUUCUGAAAAGCUCCUGGAAUGAGUCUUCGGAUAAAUUCUUCAUAGUGUCCCUCCUUACAGCAAAUCAGCUGCUCACCCACUGCAGCAGCGAGGAGUUUGAACUCAGAUACAAUACUCUCCAAGAGCUGGCUGAUAGCUGGAUUGGACCUUAUGUUCAGGUGAAGCUAUAAUAGAGAAAUGCAGAGCUGAA
Messenger RNA from Rhea pennata, 1244 nucleotides. Its product is annotated as zinc finger SWIM domain-containing protein 1-like. The record is from RefSeq and is a predicted model, not a curated record. NCBI's taxonomy places the organism in Eukaryota, Metazoa, Chordata, Aves, Rheiformes, Rheidae. Gene Ontology annotation, molecular function: zinc ion binding.